AUGAACGUCAUCAAUAACAGCAGCCCUUCCUUCCACAACUGCCGCUCAUACAACACCACUUACCGGAGCCGCAGACAGAGUCGGAACGUCGUUCUCAAGUACAAAUGCAGGCAAAGACUCUGCCUCAAGAUCUUCAUCCGGCGGAUGUCCAACCCCAACAACGAUUACAGUAUUUCCACACUCAAGACCAUGAACAGCAAGCGCAGAAGCGACGCCAUAGCCAACACUCUCGAAAACCUGGAGAUGCUCGGGGCCGAGAAUGUCGCUUCGCCAACAACUCAGCUUACCAAAGAUAAGGCCAAGGGCAAGAAGGACAAAGAUGAGGGAGAGGCCAUUGCCAUGGAGAAUGUGGAGUUUACAUGA
Molecule: messenger RNA, 363 nt
Organism: Linnemannia hyalina
Lineage: Eukaryota; Fungi; Mortierellomycota; Mortierellomycetes; Mortierellales; Mortierellaceae
Source: the annotation of a GenBank genome assembly